This is a messenger RNA of Argiope bruennichi, 1482 nucleotides long. RefSeq lists its product as uncharacterized. The record is from RefSeq and is a predicted model, not a curated record. The transcript is spliced from 7 exons. Bases 210 to 1307 code for a protein of 365 amino acids. Lineage: Eukaryota; Metazoa; Arthropoda; Arachnida; Araneae; Araneidae.
AAGCCCGUCUGCAAAACGAGCGACUAAUGCCAGAAAUAAACGGUACACAUCGGUUUUCAUAGGAUCAGGUGGUAUUUUGCCCUCAGAACCGUCUCAGUGGUUUUAAAGUCCUACUUUCUUCACGAACUCCGUCUGGAAUCGAAACCUCUUUCAGGCGAUUUUUCCCGCCUUUGACGGAUUACCUGUUCGAAAGAAGGUAACAUCGUCUGAUGGAGGCUCGAACCUUCGCCGGGUUCAACACCCGACCGUCCCCAUGGGGUUACAACUGGACUACGGAGAACGUCUCGUCCACGACCUACCAAAACUCUCCGCCAGGGAAAGAAAACGGAGUCAGAGACUCGCCAGUUUCAACAACUUCCACAUCUUCUCCCGAACCCCAGAUGAUGGCCCAGCAGUACGCCAACAUGCCGGCUGCUCUGCUGGCCUCCUUGAAGAGGGACAAGAAGCCCUUCACCUAUACCCCCGGCGGCGUGAAUCUGAACGAGGUCCUCAACGCCCGCCUCCAGAAGAGGCUGGAGAGGAAGAAGAGGUACUCCGAGGAACGAAUGGCCGAGAUGACCAACGACGGACUGCCGAAAUUCGAAUCGCCCAAGCAGGUGAUUGUGAUGCCCACUUACAACACCCCGCUCGACAUGUAUUCAAUGGAGAACGCGCUCGAGGCCCUCGAAUGCCAGGCCGAGCUCGUGGCGAACGAUAAGAGUCUUUGCAGGUCCGCCACUCUGCCUCGAAAUCACAAAUUCGACGACAAAGACUACGAACCGAACAGAGGCGUCGCCCAGUCGAAAGCUUUCAAAGUGCUGCAGAUCAUUACUGACACCGAUGAAGACAAUUCGCCUAAAGGCAAACACAACAACUUUCACGAAGACGUGAGGUUCACCGGGAUUCGAGACAGUAAAACUAUUCCAUCCAAAUUCUUCCAGACGCUGCAAAAAAUCACUGGAACUGCAGAAGACGACGAAGAAGAAAAUGUUCCACAGAAUGUAACUCGUGUUGAACCACCGAAGCCUACGACCUAUGAGAAAUCCCACACAAGACCAGGAUUUCUUCCUCAACAGCAGCCAGGGGGCCAGUCACCUCCUCAGAGGCAGUUUGUUCAGAAUCAUCAGGUCUCCCAGUUCCAACCCAUGAACAGCUACCAUCCGGUUCACCCCCAGGAACAGACAAACAGCGCCUUCUUGAAGAGACCGGCGGCCUUCUUGCCCAUGAAGACUGGAUCGGAUCCUUUGAGCCGAGUCAAGCCCGUCCACCCCACAUUCCUGGCCAACGGACCGAGGAAGAUAUCGAACCAGGGUGGAACAGAUUUUUAGGCAACAGAGUGAGAUUCAGACGCUUCGAAGUGGUGAACUAGUCAUUUGAGGAAAUCAUAACAAACAUUUCCAGUGUAUAAAACAGUGCAAACGAUGUCACCAAGAGGCUGAAAAGGCUCUGAACAUUUAAUGAAGUUUUGUAUAACGUCUUAGAAAAUAAAAUAUAGUGAAUGAA